Messenger RNA from Galendromus occidentalis (western predatory mite), 1145 nucleotides. RefSeq names its product transcription factor 15-like. Bases 1 to 819 code for a protein of 272 amino acids. Lineage: Eukaryota; Metazoa; Arthropoda; Arachnida; Mesostigmata; Phytoseiidae. Gene Ontology annotation, molecular function: protein dimerization activity; DNA-binding transcription factor activity, RNA polymerase II-specific; RNA polymerase II transcription regulatory region sequence-specific DNA binding. The record is from RefSeq and is a predicted model, not a curated record. The transcript has 4 exons. Gene Ontology annotation, biological process: regulation of transcription by RNA polymerase II; developmental process.
AUGUCCUCGGCGGUGGCGGCGGCGGCGUCGACGGUCGCGGCGGAAGGUGCGGCGGGGAUUUCCGCCCCGUUGACUGCCACGGGGGGCCACUCAGCUUACGGUGCUUUCGGAGGGCCUAGAACGCCGCCCAUAUCCGCCGCUUCAACAGGAUACCUACCGUCAGAACUCCAAUUGAAACACUGGUCACAACAGCUCAGCUCACCGCCAGGAGGUCCUCCGUCGGGCGAGCUCGGAUACGGUCACGCACAGCACGCCUAUUCCCACGCACCAUUCUCCAGCACCGACCCAUUUUCCGGGUUCGCGAGCUGUGGGAUGACGGUGGGACCACUCCCAGGAUCUCUGGGUCAGCGCUCCCUGAGCCCGUUGUAUCCGUCACAUGCAGAAAAGACGCUCCUGGGCUUAGCCGUGGGGACGAACAGCUUGAACGGAGGACCAAUAGGUGCUUCAAAGAAGAAGGUGUCGAAGCCAAGACGCCGCGUGGCCACGGUGGCGCAGAGAAGAGCUGCGAAUAUUCGCGAGAGACGUCGGAUGUUUAACCUGAACAACGCUUUUGAUCGGCUUCGAAAGAAGGUGCCCACGUUCGCAUACGAGAAACGUCUCUCGCGGAUCGAGACGCUCCGCCUCGCCAUCAUGUACAUUGCCUUCAUGUCGGAGGUAGUCCACCAAGGCUCUGGGCCUCACAAUGGUAACGGCCAUUUCGGAUCUCCUCCUUCCUCGAUUCACUUGAGCUCGUCGGCGGAAGACGACGAGGUUCUGUCGCUGUCCUCGUUCAAUUCAGGCCAUCAAGGACAGUACUCACCAGGAAUGCACUCGUUCUAGAGCUAGAAAGUCUCGGAACUAGUCGGCAACGAACACGGGAUCAUCGAACAGAGAAACUUUCCAAUCUGUUAAGGUUGCUCAAGACUGAUCACGCCGUGGAAGUCAGCGCCUGAAUAUUUUCGCCGAGUUCGGGGGACGAAAAUGAUUUCUGUGAAUUUCGCCAAGUGCGAGAAGCGCCAUCCCCGCUCCCCCACUCGCUCCUCCAACAAACGUGCACCAAAGCAAUAAUUCAAUGGAAUGUAUAUAAUUGUGAUGAGAACAUAUCAACCAUCAUGAGAGAGGUGUUUGCUUCAGUAAGGAAUAACUUGUAUGUGAUAGGAUUCUAG